This is a messenger RNA of Danaus chrysippus (African queen), 795 nucleotides long. The record is from the annotation of a GenBank genome assembly. Lineage: Eukaryota; Metazoa; Arthropoda; Insecta; Lepidoptera; Nymphalidae.
AUGCAGAACGAGUGGUUAGACAUAGGAGAUUUUUGCAUCCCAUUAGCAUUAAAAUGGCGCACUUUAAUCUAUGAUUGGUCGCCAGCAUUGCUAAAAUUCUAUCUCAAUGCGUUCCAGAUGACUCUCCCAGAUCAGAGUAAUUUAGUAAGAUGGGGUAAAAGUACCGAAAAAACUUGCUAUAUCUGUGGAAAGGCAGUUGGAACUGCUAAGCAUCUGCUGGUGGGAUGCAAGGUACUCCUUGACAGCGGUCAAUACUCGCGUCGUCACGAUAGGGUUCUAGAAGUCAUACGUUUUGUGAGAGAAGGCACUAGGGCUACAAAAUCAAACGUCAAGCCUUACUCCAUCCUUAAAGCGGCGUCGGAUUGGACUAUAAUGAUGGACACGUAUGAAAAACAAUAUAAAAUCCCCGAGGAUAUUUGUGCGUCGGCCUCCAGACCGGAUAUAUUUUUGUUUUCGCGAAUUUUAAAGCGCGUAGUGAUGAUAGAGCUUACGGUCCCUUGGGAAACCAACAUCCCCAAAGACCAUACCAUCAAGGUCAACAAAUAUUACGAGCUCACAAACGAACUCACUCGAAAUAGGUUCGUAGUAGAUUUGUACGCGGUAGAGGUGGGAGCGAGAGGUAUAACAGCGAAAUCUCUCUACAACCUACUAAAGGACUUGGGCUUGUCCAGAACUCACAUUAAUGCAUUCUUGGAACGUAUAUCGAAGGCAGCCCUAGUAGGUUCUUUUCAAAUUUGGUUAGGUAGGGAGAGGAGCUUGGACAGUGGAGGUGAGCGUAUAACGCGCGUUAAUUGA